Messenger RNA from Mustela lutreola (European mink), 5864 nucleotides. It is a transcript of the gene MMP8, whose product is annotated as matrix metallopeptidase 8. The coding region runs from base 3025 to 4443 and encodes 472 amino acids. Lineage: Eukaryota; Metazoa; Chordata; Mammalia; Carnivora; Mustelidae. The transcript has 12 exons. Gene Ontology annotation, biological process: collagen catabolic process; extracellular matrix organization; proteolysis. Gene Ontology annotation, molecular function: zinc ion binding; metalloendopeptidase activity. Gene Ontology annotation, cellular component: extracellular matrix. The record is from RefSeq and is a predicted model, not a curated record.
GGACUCUGGUAUCGAAACACCGAGAGGUGCCUGGACCCACCACAGGGUACUCACGGGGGCUCCAGGAGGAUGGACGCCACAGCACACUGUCCCCUAAGGGAAGAGGGGACGUCCUUCCGUGCCGCGGGCCUGAGGCUUGACCAAGGAGACGGGGCCAACUGAGAAAACCCGCGGCUCAGGAAACAUGAACAGUGAGACUCGUGGUGCAGGCCGGAGGGAUGGACUGGGGAUUGAGACAGAACUCUGCAAAGUCACGGGCAGCUUCCUGUCUCCCGAAACCCGAGCAGCCUGGUGUGGAGAUGACCGUCAUUCCCGGUCUGUCCUCGGGCGUCUCGGCCAGGCUGGCUGGUGGACAGUCGCGGACGGGCCAUCGUCAGCCCCCUCCUGCUGGGAAGGGAGGACACGGGAACUCGGAAGCUAAUGAACGAGGUCCGGAGAGGCGGGUCACCACUCAGGGCAGCGCCCCCUCCCAUUCCCGCCAGCGUGGGGGCCACCACAUCCGCUCAUCAGCUUCAUCUGCCUGUCGGACCCGCCCCCACUGGCCACCCACAAGACAGCAGCUCCACUGGGUCCUGUAGUUGGUGGGAGCCGUGAGGACUGCCCGUGAACACUUCUCUUUCUGGGAGAGAAGAGCUUUCAGCAGUGCUAACUCGGCCCGCAGAAUGGACACACGGCCUCCCCGCCUCCAUCCCACCAAGAGGACAGCACACCGGUGGGUUCACACGGGCUCGGCCCUGGCCCAGCCUCCCGAUGCCUGCGAGGGAGGCGCCAACGUGUGGGGUCAGCGGGGUAGCACGGGAGACUCGAAGGGGCCAAGGUUUUCAGAGGCGAGAGGGCCUGAGGGGCCCUGGGCUCCGGGCAUCAGAAGGCGGGAGGAGCAGACGCCUGCGGGCACGCGGUGACCUGGUGUGAAGAAAGCAUUUGGAAAGCAGGAACGGGAGGCUCUGGAAACGCUCCCAAGGCCUUCUCCACCCCCUGCUCCGGAGCCCUCCAGUCACCACAGAGGACCUGGCGCCACCUGUCCCCACACGCAGGUACUACACUCUUCCUGUCUCCCCGUCCUUGUCCUCUUGGGGACUCAGCUGGUUUAUACCUGUGAGCUCAGGCCUCUCGCUCCGUCUGUCCCAUUUCUUCUCUCUCCCUGGCCCCCCUCCCCUCCGGCAGCCUCGCGUCCCCCAGAGGCAGACGUUGCUGUUGUUUGUUCAUUUUGUUGUUGUUUUCCUCUUUGGCUAAAUGCCCAGAAGUUGGCUACUGGGAGGUCCGGUAGUUCCACUUUUAUUUUGGGACAGUUCUGUCUAAUACAACAUUUAGAGAAACAGCACCAACCUUGGGUUCUUGUCUAAAUCAUUAUGUUCGGAAGAAAGUACCUUUAUGACCUUAUGAGGAAGCCAGUGCAUCAGCGUAACUAAGGAUAGACCAAGGUGAAGACACUCUUCUUCAGUCGGACGAGGUGUUUUCACUGAAGACCUAAUGUGGAGGAAGUCACAGCGUGAUUGAGUUGGGGCCCAGGGACGGCUGCCGCGAUCACAACUUUAGGGCAGCUUGGACAACCUGGCGGGGAAGGUUGGGGGGCGUCCGCACGCGUGCAGGGAAUGGAUUGCCCGAUCUCAGCAUGUCCACAUCCCAUUUCCCCUUAAAGGUCCAGCUCAAAGUCAACCUUCUCCAGGAAGUCUUCCUUGAUUGCACCUUCCCCCACUAUAGUUUUUUUCCUCCAGACUCCUACAGCAUUUUGUCUCAACUGCUAUUAUUUUUUUAAAGACUUUAUUUAUUUAUUUAUUUUACAGAGAGAGAGGGAUCACAAGCAGGGUGAGUGGGAGAGGGAGAAGCAGACUCCCCGCUGAGCAGGGAGCCCGAUGCAGGGCUCGAUCCCAGGACCCUGAGACCACGAGCUGAGCCGAAGGCAGACACUUAACUACAGAGCCCCCAGGCGCCCUGAACCACUAACUUACCCCCAGGAAUCUGGUCCUUAUGACAGCACCUGGAGUGUUUUACGUUUUUAGAAAGCACGUGAGACACACCAGGAGGGACCUGAACUACUGACCGUAGCAUCUCAAAGGCAUCAUUUACGUGCUAACACAUGUCUGUGUCAUACACGUUGAGGCACACAUUUAUACCCGAAACACCCACCCUUGCAGAACAUGUAAAGGUACAGAAGUGAGCACACGCGAAGACCAUUCAGUGACAUCAUCUUGUGCACAUAGUCAGAUAAGGGGGACCAAGGCACAGGACUUUAAGCCCGCCCCCCGGUCCCUGACCAGGGCAGCCACCUGGUCUAAAAACCCUCUCCGUCGUGGGCCAGCUGGGUGCUCCGGUGGGAGAGCCUGAUGGCUCCGGCUCACCGAACACCACACUUGGGCUGAAUCCUAACUGCCCCCUUCUUAACCUGUGACUCGCACAAGUUGUCUCCCUUCUCUGGAGGUGAUUUCCCCUGCGGAAUGCAGGAAGUCAGCAUCCCAAGGCCGCGUGAGGUUAUAACAGACGCACGGCAUGUUAUGUCCCGGACGUAGUAAGUACGUGGCGGAUUGUUUAUUACUGUCGCCGUCCACAUUGCCCUCCUCGUCCUUCCCAUGGAGCGCCCAGCGCGCGGACUUCUCUCAUCCACAGAGGCCAGAACUCCACCCCCAGCAGCUGCCCCGGGACGCCCACACCAACCCUGCUUGCCGACCCCCGACCCAGACGCGCUCUCCUCCCAACAAGGGUGGCUGUGUGCAGAGCCGCUCGACGGGGGCCCCCAGGUCCCAGACUAAUGACGGCUCACCCGGCCAUGCCCCUCCAUGAACCAACACAGCCCCGGCGACGUCCCUGACUAGAAAACGGAAGCCACAGAUAGCGGCUGACCGUCUCCUUCAGGAGUAACCCCCCGUGCCUUCUCCUAGACCACACAACUGUGCAAAAAUGCGGCUUUUAUAAGGGACCAGAAGAGAGAGCAGUGACUGACCCACUAUCUGGGGAGCUGGAAACACCCACAGUGGAGGGGACCCCUCCCGGAGGAAGGCCAGGAGGGCAGCGUUUGCAGAAAAGGCCAUGAUCCGUCUGAAGACAUUGCUUCUCCUGAUCCUCCUGUCUGUGUGGCUCUCCCAGGCCUUCCCAGUCCCUGGGGGGUCCCCAGAAGAGGCGGACACACAAGAGAUGGACACACAAGUCGUUCAGGAUUACCUAGAAAAGUUCUACCAGUUACCGAGGAGAGGACUGCGGUCGCAGAGGCAGAACAGCCCUAGCGUGAUCGUUGAGAAGCUCAAAGAGAUGCAGCGCUUCUUCGGGCUGAGCGAGACGGGGAAGCCGGACCAGCAGACGCUGGCGGUGAUGCGGAAACCUCGCUGCGGGGUUCCCGACAGUGGGGACUUCAUGGUGACCCCUGGAAACCCCAAGUGGGAACAAACCAACCUGACCUACAGGAUUAUUAAGUACACCACACAGUUGUCCGAGGCCGAUGUGGAGGAGUCUAUUAAGAAAGCCUUUCAAGUGUGGAGCAACGCGUCACCCCUGACCUUCACCAAGACCUCGCAGGGAGAAGCAGACAUCAAGAUCACUUUUGUCCAAGGAGAUCAUGGCGACAAUUCUCCAUUUGAUGGACCCAAUGGGAUCCUGGCUCACGCCUUCCAGCCGGGCCAAGGUGUUGGAGGAGACGCGCACUUCGAUGAAGAUGAAAUAUGGACCAUGAAUUCCAGCAGUUACAAUCUGUUCCUCGUCGCCGCCCAUGAAUUUGGCCACUCCUUGGGGCUCUCGCACUCCACGGACCCCGGAGCCUUGAUGUACCCUAACUACGCCUUCCGCGACCCCAGCACCUACACCCUCCCUCAGGACGACAUCAACGGCAUCCAGGCCAUCUACGGUCCUUCAAACAACCCCAUCCAACCCACUGGACCGAGCACGCCCACAGCCUGCGACCCCAGACUGACGUUUGAUGCUAUCACCACCCUCCGUGGAGAAAUACUAUUCUUCAAAGACAAGUACUUCUGGAGGAGACACCCUCAGCUGAGAAUAGUCGAACUCAACUUCAUCUCCCUCUUCUGGCCGUCCCUGCCCGACGGCAUACAGGCAGCCUAUGAGAAUGUGGACGAGGACCUUGUUUUCCUAUUUAAAGGUGGCCAGUACUGGGCUCUGAAUGGUUAUGACAUUGAGCAAGGUUAUCCUAGGAACAUCUCAGACUACGGCUUCCCAAGCAGCAUCCGAGCAAUCGAUGCAGCUGUUUACUACAGGAGAAAAACCUACUUCUUCAUAAAUGACCAGAUCUGGAGAUAUGAUAACCAAAGACAAUCCAUGGAACCAGGUUAUCCCAAAGCCAUAGCAAGUAUCUUUCCAGGAAUAGAAACCAGAGUUGAUGCAGUUUUCCAGCAGGAUCAUGUCUUCCUUUUCUUCAGUGGACCAAGAUAUUACGCAUUCAACCUUGAUGCUCACAGGGUCAUCAGGGUCGACAGAAGCCAGCGAUGGCUGAACUGCUGAGAAAACCAAAGCCACGUCACACCUGCUUGCACCCCCUUGCUGCCUGCAGAGGGAAAGCCCAGUUGUACAGCCAUUUUCCUGUGUCCUGUUUAUACUUUUCCUAACAUAUGUAAUGCUGUUUGCUGUCGCUGUCCUCACUGAACCUGCCUUCUGGGAACAUACAUCUGGAGCACCCGUUGUCUCCAGGUUCCUCUGAUUCCAUCUUGAGAGGAGAUGAAGCUUCCUUGUCACAUCAAUAUCCACUCUACCGGUACCACUUACCUGACUUCUGCAAUGCUUGUGUAUAACCUAAAUCUCCUUUCUCUGCUGUAUACUGUUCAACACUGGGCUUUGGUGAAGUGUAGAGACCAGGAACAGCAUGAACAGUGCCUCUUGCCUUUACUGAAAACGUAGUGUUAUUCUCCACCCUCAGAAAAAAUACUGUGGAUCCGUGUUGUGCCUUGAAUUGUGUCAUCCCAGAAAGAGAGGCUGAAGUCAGUGGUAGGUACCUAUGAGAAGACCUUAUUCGGAACUAGGAUCUUUGAAGGUAGCAAUCAGGUAAAAGGAGGUCAUGCAGGAGCAGGCUGGACAUAAGGGCUGGGGUCCUCGCACGAGGAGGAGCCACACAGACACGUAGCGGACAGAGAUGCGCGAGCACAGAGACAGACCCACAAACGGCGCACCCACAAGCCGAGAAUGGCCAGCAACCACCAGAAGCCAGGAGGAGGCAAGGAAGGAUCCCUCCUUGGACCUUCAGAGCAAAGAAUGUUAUCCUCCACACAGCUUGGUCUUAGACGUGCAGCUUCUAGAACUGGGAUCGAGCAAGCUGGGCGGGAGCCUGCGGUGCUUCCUUCCGGCAGUCCUGGGAUAUCUGACAGCUUAGUCAACAGGAAAGGACAAAGUUGAACCCUCUUGGAGGGUUUCUGUCACCUUCCCCAACAAGGAGAAAAAGGGGGGUACCACAUUCUCUUCUGUCUCCGCCCUACUCUGUCCUUUUAGAGUCUAAGCAAGUGAGCUAGUGAAUGGACCUGUCGCUCCUUAUUUCUUCUUCUCCAGGGAUACAUGGGAGGGCACACUCUCCCCCAAGGAAGAUUUACUGCACAGACAGAACAGCAGCAGGCACAGAAUUCAGUGAACCCCAUUACAUUAAACUAAGCUGCGAUGUAUACCUUUGAUAGUGGUUCUUUUCUGUCAAGAACUUUAGGGCUCUGGGACCAUAAUGACUAAUCCAGAUAUCAAAAAUCAUUAAAAUGUCAUAUUUGCAGUUGCUAAACUAUAAUGCAGCUUAUUACUCAUUAAGUAAGCGAAUUGUAGAAUAUAUGUAUUACUAACACAUUCUAUUUCCUUUUUCUAUUUUUAAGUCUCACAGAUAAUUUAGUAAUUCAGUACCUUACUCUGGUUCAAAAAUUACUGGGUUGGAAAUAAAUAUAUUAAAUGAGUAA